AUGUUUUUGCUGGACAAUGAGGCUUCAUCGAACAGCAGAAAAUGUGAUUUGUUUGCCGAACACUUCGCUAGCGUUAUCAACACGGAGUGUGCUUCACCUAACGAGAUUGCCGCAGCUUUGGCUCAUGUUCCGAACAAUGUGUUCGAUGCAGAAAUCUUCACGGUUACAGUCAAAGAAAAUAAUAAUAAUAAUAAUAAUAAUAAUAAUAAUAAUAAUAAUAAUAAUAAUAAUAAUAAUAAUAAUAAUAAUAAUAAUAAUAAUAAUAAUAAUAAUAAUAAUAAUAAUAAUAAUAAUAAUAAUAAUAAUAAUAAUAAUAAUAAUAAUAAUAAUAAUAAUAAUAAUAAUAAUAAUAAUAAUAAUAAUAAUAAUAAUAAUAAUAAUAAUAAUAAUAAUAAUAAUAAUAAUAAUAAUAAUAAUAAUAAUAAUAAUAAUAAUAAUAAUAAUAAUAAUAAUAAUAAUAAUAAUAAUAAUAAUAAUAAUAAUAAUAAUAAUAAUAAUAAUAAUAAUAAUAAUAAUAAUAAUAAUAAUAAAAAUAAUAAUAAUAAUAAUAAUAAUAAUAAUAAUAAUAAUAAUAAUAAUAAUAAUAAUAAUAAUAAUAAUAAUAAUAAUAAUAAUAAUAAUAAUAAUAAUAAUAAUAAUAAUAAUAAUAAUAAUAAUAAUAAUAAUAAUAAUAAUAAUAAUAAUAAUAAUAAUAAUAAUAAUAAUAAUAAUAAUAAUAAUAAUAAUAAUAAUAAUAAUAAUAGUAAUAAUAAUAAUAAUAAUAAUAAUAAUAAUAAUAAUAAUAAUAAUAAUAAUAAUAAUAAUAAUAAUAAUAAUAAUAAUAAUAAUAAUAAUAAUAAUAAUAAUAAUAAUAAUAAUAGUUAUAAUAAUAAUAAUAAUAAUAAUAAUAAUAAUAAUAAUAAUAAUAAUAAUAAUAAUAAUAAUAAUAAUAAUAAUAAUAAUAAUAAUAAUAAUAAUAAUAAUAAUAAUAAUAAUAAUAAUAAUAAUAAUAAUAAUAAUAAUAAUAAUAAUAAUAAUAAUAAUAAUAAUAAUAAUAAUAAUAAUAAUAAUAAUAAUAAUAAUAAUAAUAAUUAUAAUAAUAAUAAUAAUAAU
Molecule: messenger RNA, 1092 nt
Organism: Wyeomyia smithii (pitcher-plant mosquito)
Lineage: Eukaryota; Metazoa; Arthropoda; Insecta; Diptera; Culicidae
Product: GATA zinc finger domain-containing protein 14-like
Exons: 2
Source: RefSeq, a predicted model, not a curated record